CGCACGGGAACAAAGAGCGCGGGCGCGGGCCGUCCGGCGACACCGCCCCACGCUGGGCUCGCCCACGAGGGCGCCCGCGAGGAGAGCGCCUCCCGCGCCGGUGCGCUUGUGCCCCGUCGCGGAUUCCAAUGCGAACCCGAAGAAUCACGUUCUGACGGAAAACGCCCUAACCCUGACGGAAAAGGCGGAUAAGCCGCGCUUGGCCACCUCAGCGAGGCGGAAGAUGUGGGCGGCGUCGCCAAACGAGGCCGAGAACGUCGAUGCAGAAUACGGAAAGCCCUACAAAUCAACAAGAAAAACACAGAAAACGAGGAGCGGGCGGCCCAGGUGCGGCGUCCCCCGCCCGCGUGCCCGCCAUGGAGGUGCUGCGGCGCUCCUCCGUCCUCGCCGCGGAGAUCAUGGACGCCUUUGACCGGUCGCCCACCGACAAGGAGCUGGUGGCCCAGGCCAAGGCGCUGGGCCGGGAGUUCGUGCACGCGCGGCUCCUGCGCGCCGGCCUCGCCUGGAGCGCGCCCGAGCGCGCCGCACCGGCCCCCGGCGGCCGCCUGGCCGAGGUGUGCGCCGUGCUGCUGCGCCUGGGGGACGAGUUGGAGCUGAUUCGGCCCAGUGUCUACCGCAACGUGGCCCGCCAGCUCCACAUCUCCCUGCAGUCCGAGCCCGUGGUGACCGACGCGUUCCUGGCCGUGGCUGGCCACAUCUUCUCUGCAGGCAUCACGUGGGGCAAGGUGGUGUCCCUGUAUGCUGUGGCCGCAGGGCUGGCCGUGGACUGCGUGCGGCAGGCCCAGCCCGCCAUGGUCCACGCCCUGGUUGACUGCCUGGGGGAGUUUGUGCGGAAGACCCUGGCCACCUGGCUGCGGCGGCGCGGCGGAUGGACCGACGUGCUCAAGUGUGUGGUCAGCACGGACCCUGGCCUCCGCUCCCACUGGCUCCUGGCUGCGCUCUGCAGCCUCGGCCGCUUCCUCAAGGCGGCUGUCUUUGUGCUGUUGCCGGAGAGAUGAGGCGCCCAGCUGGACAGCGGCUGCUGCCCAGCCCAGAAGCCCUGCAGCACCCGGACAGCAUCUCCCCCUCCCCACCCGACUGCUCCCCCGCAGACCAGGCCCUCCAGGAGCAUGGCCUGGAGCUGGCCUGCCUGCCGCCUGAGCCCUUCCCUUCACUUCUCCAGCGAGAAGCCCCAGAGGGGCCCCCUCAGGACACGAGCUGGCCUCGGUCCCUCUAGGCAGCAGGCCCAGCAGAUGGUGUGAGACUCGUCUCUGGAAGGAGGACCGAGGCUGUGGGGCCCAUGCAGCACGCCUGACCACAGUGCAGAUUGGUCCCCAUCUCCCCUCUGUGCCCCGCCCCGCCCCGCCCCGCCCCGCCCAUGGACUCUGACACCAGGAAGGCUCGGCUGUGCAGGCUGCCCCGGGCAGGCCCACAGGAGCUGUCCCUGCGGCCCCCAGCCCAUGUGGAGUGGUGCUGGGGACACGGGCUGAAUGCAGGCCCAGCCCUGCCCUGCCUCCCUGUGGCUUCCGACGGCCCGUGGGCAAUAAAGUCCAAACCAUGGUUUUCACUGUU
Molecule: messenger RNA, 1551 nt
Organism: Oryctolagus cuniculus (rabbit)
Lineage: Eukaryota; Metazoa; Chordata; Mammalia; Lagomorpha; Leporidae
Source: RefSeq, a predicted model, not a curated record